Molecule: messenger RNA, 1737 nt
Organism: Amblyraja radiata (thorny skate)
Lineage: Eukaryota; Metazoa; Chordata; Chondrichthyes; Rajiformes; Rajidae
Gene: actmap
Product: actin maturation protease
Exons: 5
Coding region: 211-1158 (315 amino acids)
Source: RefSeq, a predicted model, not a curated record
CCCUACAUCCCAGUCUGUGACGAAUACAGAAUGUGUUUGGCAUUAAAACCUAGACUAAUUGUCACUAUUUUUUCUCUUGCGUACGCAUCAUAACCUGUCGGUCAGGAUUCCCAAUUACUGAAGAAAAGUUGGCAAAUACAGAUUGAAAAAUACCAACAUUCAGAGGAUGCCCAGCCUGUCUAAUGAAACCAUUGAAGCGUAAAUUAACUGAUGUCGCGUGCGAAGUCCAGAACACAAAUGUCGCAACAAUGGAGGGCAGGUUCCUGGGAGGACAACUCUGUGAUCUCUUCAGAAUCAGAAAGUUUGCAACCACAUCUACCUCCCCCUCCCCCUCCCCCUCCCCCACCCCCACCGUGUUCCACCCCACUACCAUCACCUGCAAAGAAGCUGUACCAAGUUCUUGCAGAAGGUCAAUUGAAGCCAAGAAAUGUCCGAGAAGAUUUGAAGGCGCUAUUCCAGAAUCGAUCUGACAGGUGCGGCCUGGUUGCUCUCUGGAUGGCUGGACACUUGCUGGACGCAUCUGAAGCCGUGAGUCUGGAGAAGAUUGUGAACUGUGCAGUGAAGAAUAACUACACUGCUCAGGGAGAGAUGUUCUCAGGUGAUAAUAUGGUGAACCUGGCCAAAGAGGUCUUCACAUGUCAUGGUGAACUGCUCACUGAUGGUUUAAUGGGCAACAACAGAUCCAGAAUACUGAGCCACCUGAAGGCUGGUUAUCCCGUGUUAAUACCCUAUGAUGAAGAUUUCAACCACGAGCCGUGCCUGAAGAAAGGACACCGAGCCCACUGGGCUGUACUCACAGGUGUGCUGCUGGGACUGAGGUGUAAACUGCUGGAGGAUGUCUAUGAGAAGGACCGUGAUAUCCCUGGCCUCCACCACCUGGCUGGAGGUGCCGCUGGAGCCUCCUACCCCGAGGACCGUGUGGUCGAGGUCUACCUGCUGGCCAAACAAGGGAAGAGUCUGAAGUACCAGCUGUGGGAGUACGAGCGGGUGCACCAGAGCAAUGUGCAGCUGGCAGAAUUUAGUCCCAAGCGAGGGGACGACGGAACGGCCUACAUCGUGCCCGACGGCGGUGUGAAGCUGGGGCUGUGUGGGGUUGUAAUUCUCCUGCAGCCAUUGUUCCCAGUAUCAAAGCUGACAACCCCCACUACUAAUAACUGAACAAUAACCUUUGUCAUAUCAAGUCUACAGCAUCUCAGGGUCUUCCAGCAAACAAAGCACUAUUAUGCCCCUGUCCCACUUAGGAAACCUGAACGUAAACCUCUGGAGACUUUGCGCCCCACCCAAGGUUUCCGUGCGGUUCCCGGAGGUUGCAGGUAGUGGAAGAAUGACAAAAAACUCCGGGAACCGCACUGAAACCUUGGGUGGGGCGCAAAGUCUCCAGAGGUUUCCGUUCAGGUUUCCUAAGUGGGACAGGGGCAUAAGUCACUGCUUUUAAUGUAGGAAAUUAGCAAGACAUGCUCACAAUCCCCCUCCUUAUCUGUUUGCAGUGAUGCUUAAGGGGGCAACACACCUUUUCACACAGAGGUGUAUAAAACAAUCUUGAGGGGAAUAGAUAAUAUGAAUGCAGAUUCUUUCACCUCGAGUAGAGGAAUCAAUACCUGUACAACAUAGGUUGCAGGUGGAAGGGAAAAUAUUUAAUGGGAGCCAGUCUAGAAGAGCAACUUUUUCACUCAGAGGGUGGUGGAUUUGUUUAGUUUAGAGAUACAGCGUGGAAACAAGCCUUUCAGUCCACGCCGA